AUGAAGUGGGACCAGGGAUUCUGUUUUGUAGACGAUGUUCCUAUCAACCCAGAGGCUACUCAAUUUCUCAUCGAGCGGAUUGCGUUCAUCAGGAACACCCACUAUGGUGGCUUUUGGGACUUUACAGCCGAUUUAACUUUCAAAGACACGGCAUACACCAAUGAGUUCCUGGGUGCUCAUACAGACAACACUUAUUUCACAGAUCCUGCAAGGCUUCAGCUCUUCCAUCUGCUAUCCCACACCGAAGGAUCUGGGGGAGAGAAUCUCUUAGUUGAUGGUUUUGCAGCUGCAGCUCAACUACGCCUUGAGAAACCUGAGCAUUAUGCCCAAUUGGCAAAUCAUAGGCACCCAUGGCAUGCAAGCGGGAACGAAGACACCUGCAUCCAACCAUCCGUCAUGGCACCGGUAUUUUCAAUGCAUCCGGAUCUGAAGAAAAUGUACCAGAUCCGUUGGAACAACUAUGAUCGUGCACCAAAGACCAAUUGGUCGGCAUCGGAACAGACCACAUGGUACCGCGCUGCGCGCCACUAUAACGAGAUCCUACAGAGCAGAGAAAUGUGGACAAAGCUAAAACCAGGAUCGGCGCUUUUGUUCGAUAACUGGAGAAUGUUACAUGGCCGCUCUCAGUUUACUGGAAAGAGGCGAAUGUGUGGUGGCUACGUCAACAACGAUGACUAUAUUUCUCGACUUCGUUUGCUCAAGUUCGGCCGGAAAGAGGUGCUAGACAACCUUGGCAACGUCGGAAAUAAUCCCAAGAACCCUUAUUGGUUCAUAUAG
Molecule: messenger RNA, 777 nt
Organism: Penicillium digitatum Pd1
Lineage: Eukaryota; Fungi; Ascomycota; Eurotiomycetes; Eurotiales; Aspergillaceae
Product: putative trimethyllysine dioxygenase TmlH
Biological process (GO): carnitine biosynthetic process
Cellular component (GO): mitochondrion
Molecular function (GO): trimethyllysine dioxygenase activity; iron ion binding
Source: RefSeq, a predicted model, not a curated record